Agrilus planipennis (emerald ash borer) is the source of this 754-nucleotide messenger RNA. RefSeq names its product transcription initiation factor TFIID subunit 7-like. The coding region runs from base 47 to 733 and encodes 228 amino acids. Gene Ontology annotation, cellular component: transcription factor TFIID complex. Gene Ontology annotation, biological process: RNA polymerase II preinitiation complex assembly; transcription initiation at RNA polymerase II promoter. The record is from RefSeq and is a predicted model, not a curated record. Gene Ontology annotation, molecular function: RNA polymerase II general transcription initiation factor activity. NCBI's taxonomy places the organism in Eukaryota, Metazoa, Arthropoda, Insecta, Coleoptera, Buprestidae. The transcript has 5 exons.
AUGAACUUUCAAAAGUUUAUUACAAGUUUUGACAUUAUUUGAUGAAAUGUCGUCAAACGAUUCACAAAGGCAGAAAGAGAAAAACAAAUACGAAUUGGAAGAACAAUUCCUUCUUCGUUUGCCUGAAAAAGAGGCAAAUGAUUUGAAAAAUGUCCUUCAUUCGAAGCCAAAAAAAGUGAAAAAAAUGUUAAAAAUAUCGUUAAACAGCGAGAUGAACGAAGGGGUGGUUCAUUUGAAUAAAAAAGUUUUAAAUGCCAGAGUUUUCGAUUUACCAUGUCACGUGGAAUCUUUGAAGACAACAGAUCGUGUAGAUUUUUAUAAAACUGCGGAUAUUUCGAAAAUCGUGGUUUGUAAGAAAGAACCAUUCGAAAAUAAUGAUGAAAACAACAAAAAUGUUGUUACAUCUAAAAAGAAUUUAAAGAAAUAUUCGUAUCCUCAUGGUCUUACACCUCCUUUAAAAAACGUACGCAAAAGGCGAUUCAGAAAAGUUUUGAAAAACAAAAUCGACCUCGAAGAUGUUGAUGAAAUUGAGAAAGAAGUUCUUUGGCUACUUAGAAUGGACGUUGAAGCUGUAUCUAGCAGAUAUGAGCUUAUAUAUGAUAACGUUUCUUCAAGAAAUGACUUUGAUGAGCGUUCUCUUUUCGGAGAAAUAAGUGACUGUGAUUCAGACGAGGAAAAUCGAAGCUCAACGAGUUUAGAAUUGUCAACUUCAUUAAAUAUUUUUUCGCAAUAAAAAAUAUAUUUUGUACAUUAU